Messenger RNA from Gossypium raimondii (Peruvian cotton), 1352 nucleotides. RefSeq names its product electron transfer flavoprotein subunit alpha, mitochondrial. Bases 190 to 1251 code for a protein of 353 amino acids. The record is from RefSeq and is a predicted model, not a curated record. Gene Ontology annotation, molecular function: electron transfer activity; flavin adenine dinucleotide binding. NCBI's taxonomy places the organism in Eukaryota, Viridiplantae, Streptophyta, Magnoliopsida, Malvales, Malvaceae. The transcript is spliced from 8 exons. Gene Ontology annotation, cellular component: mitochondrion.
AAGUCGAUUGGGCCAUUCCUGAAACAGAAAACGCAGCGUUUUUCUACUUUGAGGGUGGAGGGGAGGAAGACGUCUCUGCAGAUUCCGUCGCCAUUUGGAUAAUCGUUAAUCGACCGCCAACUUAAUCAAAUAAUUCCCAAACAAUCCCUAGAAUCUGAGAUCUUCCAAAACUUGAAUGAAGAAUUAGAAAUGGCGAGUCGUUUACUUCUUCAAAAUCUGUCAAAACGACAUCUACUUCGUUCCACCUUCGCUUCUAGAUCCGCAAGUACGUUGGUGUUAGCCGAGCAUGAAGGUGGCUCGAUCAAGGCUCAGUCAUUGAGCGCGGUGGUGGCUGCCAACUCCCUAAGCCAGGACAAUCCCGUUUCCUUGCUAUUGGCUGGCUCCGGCUCUUCCCUUCACCAAGCCGCCGAGAAGGCCGCCACGUGUCACCCUUCUAUUUCUCAGGUUCUUGUAGCUGAUUCAGAGAAGUUUGCAUAUCCUUUGGCUGAGCCAUGGGCUAAGUUAAUCCAAUUGGUUCAGCUAAAAGGAGACUACUCUCAUGUAAUUGCUACUUCAGAUUCAUUUGGGAAGAACAUAUUACCUCGUGCUGCUGCCCUUUUGGAUGUUUCUCCUGUUACUGAUGUUGUUGACAUUAAUGGCCCUCGUCAAUUUAUCAGGCCGAUUUAUGCUGGAAAUGCUCUUUGUACAGUUCGAUACACUGGUGCCAAUCCUUGCAUGUUGACAGUUAGAUCUACCUCUUUCCCGGUGCCUCCUAUCUCUGUUGAUUCGAAGUCUGGUGGGGCUUCUAUUUCCGAGGUUGAUCUCUCAACCUUAGAUGAAGAUUCUGUUGGUAAAUCUAGAUUCAUGAAGCUAUCAUCCCAGGAUACAGGUCGACCUGAUUUGGGAAGUGCAAAGAUUGUGGUUACAGGUGGAAGAGCUUUGAAAAGUGCUGAGAACUUCAAAAUGAUAGAGAAGCUUGCAGAAAAGCUCGGUGCAGCUGUUGGUGCUACCCGUGCUGCUGUUGAUGCUGGAUUUGUUCCCAAUGACCUUCAGGUGGGCCAAACUGGGAAAAUUGUGGCCCCGGAGUUAUACAUGGCAUUUGGUGUUUCAGGAGCCAUUCAACACUUAGCUGGCAUGAAAGACUCUAAGAUUAUUGUUGCUGUUAACAAAGAUUCUGAUGCACCCAUUUUCCAGGUAGCUGAUUAUGGACUUGUGGGUGAUCUUUUCGAAGUGAUACCAGAGUUGUUAGAGAAGCUUCCUGAGAAAAAGUAGACCUGUAUACUUCCCAAAGUUACAAAAAAUUGUUGAAUGGUGUUUAAAGUAAAGUUUCAAAAUGAAUAGCAAUAAAAGUAAUGAAAAUUUACUGUUGAAUA